Cyclocybe aegerita is the source of this 1392-nucleotide messenger RNA. Lineage: Eukaryota; Fungi; Basidiomycota; Agaricomycetes; Agaricales; Hemipholiotaceae. The record is from the annotation of a GenBank genome assembly.
AUGGUGCUCCGGUACUAUAUACCGCUCCUUACUCCUGGCUUUCGGCCCCAGCUCCUAUCCCCCUCAACGAUGUCGAAGGCGGAUAUAAUGACCGCGGAGAAAACCUCUCAAGAAACACAGCUGGAAGAGCGACAAACUGAUUCUCCUGCUUUCAAUGCCGAAGUUGACGCCCUCAGACUUCCCUUGAGAGGCCGGAAGCUUACAGCAGCGAUCGCAUUCGUCACUGGGACUGGAUUCACUCUCUUUGGAUAUGACCAGGGAGUCAUGUCCUCCCUUUUGACUGCUAAACAAUUUGAGAAAACCUUCCCCGAGGUCGUCGUGUCCCCUGCCCACAGAAACCAUGCAACCUUGCAGAGCCUCUUGGUCGCAAUCUACGAACUUGGGUGUCUUGCUGGUGCUCUUUCUAAUCUCUGGGUCGGAGACAAGCUUGGUCGAAGGCGUACAAUUGCUUUGGGUGGCAUCAUCAUGAUUGCUGGAGCAAUUCUUCAAGCCGCGUCAUUCAGCUACGCUCAAAUGCUCGUGGCUCGUGUCAUUACAGGUUUUGGGAAUGGACUUAAUACAUCGACUGUGCCGUCUUACCAUGCGGAGUGCUCGCCGGCUGCUCAGAGAGGUCGCUUGAUCAUGAUUGAAGGAGGUCUUAUCACAUUCGGGAUCAUGAUUUCCUAUUGGAUCGACUUCGCACUCUUUUGGGCCAGUGAUUCUUCGGCCCAAUGGAGGGUUCCGGUUGCUCUACAAAUCAUCUUCGCUUUGAUCAUGGUUAUUGCCAUUGGCUUUCUUCCCGAGUCUCCCAGGUGGUUGCUGAAGGCCGGACGUCCGGCUGAGGCCAUGGCUGUCAUAUCUGCCCUCGAGGACAAGCCCCCCUCAGACGAGAAGAUAAAGCAGACAUACGAAGCCAUUCGCGAGGCUGUCUUGUUGGAAGAACUCGGGCCAACGAGCGGUAGUCGACACCCUGAUAAGACGCAGUCAAAAGAUGUUCCUUUAAGGGAGUUGUUUACUGGAGGUCGCGGACAGAAUUUCCGUAGAGUCAGUCUCGGUGUAGUGAUUCAAUGCUUCCAACAGAUUACUGGGAUCAACAUUAUAACGUAUUAUGCGACACUUCUAUUCGAGCGUCUGCACAUAUCAGACACCAACUCUAGAAUCAUUGCGGCAUGCAACGCCACCGAAUAUUUCAUGGCAUCUUGGAUCGCUGUCUUUUUCAUCGAAAGCAUCGGUCGACGCAAGCUAAUGUUCUUUGGGGCUGCCGGGCAAAGUGCCUCCAUGGUGCUUCUUGCGGUUCUGGGGAGCCUCGAUCACUCAGCAGCUCGCGUAAUAAGUGCUGUUCUGCUCUUCGUUUUCAACUCAUUCUUUGCCGUGGGGUGGCUCGGAAUGACAUGGCUUUACGUAGCCCGCUGA